AACACGAACGAAGAAGAAGCUGCAGGAGGAAAGAGCUGCUCUUGAUCCUGAAUCAGUUCUCUGACCGCAGUCUGCUGUCAUGGCCUUCCUCUGCAGAAACGCUGCUUCGCUCCUGAAGCCGUCCAGAGCCGCUCCGGCCCUGAUGUCCGCUGCUCGCCUCUACAGCUCAGGUGGUCAGUAUGAGUACAUUCUGGUGGAAAAGCGAGGUGAGAAUAAGAACGUGGGUUUCAUUCAGCUGAACCGGCCCAAGGCCCUGAACGCUCUGUGUGAUGGGCUGAUGAAGGAGGUGGGACAGGCGCUGGAUGCCUUCGAAGUGGACAAAGAGGUCGGAGCCAUUGUCAUUACUGGCAGCGACAGAGCCUUUGCUGCCGGAGCAGACAUUAAAGAGAUGCAGAAUCGGACCUUCCAGGAGUGUUAUGGGGGAAACUUCCUGGCUCACUGGAACAGAGUUUCCACAGUGAGGAAGCCUGUCAUCGCAGCUGUAAAUGGAUUUGCUCUGGGUGGAGGCUGUGAGCUGGCAAUGAUGUGUGACAUCAUCUACGCUGGAGAGAAGGCGCAGUUCGGCCAACCAGAAAUCCUGUUGGGGACCAUUCCUGGGGCUGGCGGCACCCAGAGGCUGACUCGUGCAGUGGGCAAAUCCCUGGCAAUGGAAAUGGUACUAACUGGGGACAGGAUUAGUGCUCAAGAAGCCAAGCAAUCAGGUUUGGUGAGUAAAAUUUGUCCUGUGGACCAGUUGGUCUCUGAAGCUGUAAAAUGUGGGGAGAAAAUUGCUUCCAACUCCAAACUGGUCUCUGCUAUGGCUAAAGAGGCUGUCAACGCCGCUUUUGAGCUGACUUUGGCUGAAGGCAAUCAUUUGGAGAAGCGUUUAUUCCACGCCACCUUUGCAACAAAUGAUCGUAAAGAAGGGAUGACUGCCUUCGUGGAAAAGAGAAAGGCCAGUUUCCAGGACGAUUAGAAAAGAGCAAAUCGAGCUCAGCCACGAACACAAAGUUGAUAUCAGUGGGUCACUUCUCAUCUGCAAUACGUCGAAUGAUGCAAAAAUGAGGAUGGUAGUGGAGCACAUGAGCUGUUAAGAUAAAAUUUUUGCACUGAAUGUGUGCACAAGAGUGUCUUUUAACAGUGAAGCCCUGUAUGCGGAGGGUCAGUAUGAAAAUCAAGUGCUGUCUGGGUGUAUGUGAAUAUGAUUUGAUAAUUGUAAUAUAGCAUAUGUGUCAUCAGACAUAAUAACGUACUAACUUUGCCUUUUCAUGUCUGAUAUGUUUGUCCGCAUUUUGUGGCCGAUUUAUCCUGUGUACCUUCUUUCAAAUAAAGCUCUAGAGUGGUGUUAAACACUAAACGAAGGCGUGAACAGAAACGGGAA
Messenger RNA from Amphiprion ocellaris (clown anemonefish), 1360 nucleotides. It is a transcript of the gene echs1, whose product is annotated as enoyl CoA hydratase, short chain, 1, mitochondrial. Gene Ontology annotation, cellular component: mitochondrion. Bases 80 to 955 code for a protein of 291 amino acids. NCBI's taxonomy places the organism in Eukaryota, Metazoa, Chordata, Actinopteri, Pomacentridae. Gene Ontology annotation, biological process: fatty acid beta-oxidation. The transcript has 8 exons. The record is from RefSeq and is a predicted model, not a curated record. Gene Ontology annotation, molecular function: enoyl-CoA hydratase activity.